AUGGAAAUCGAAAGCACCCUGAAUAACAGACUGUUGACGUAUCAGGGAGAAAAUCCGGACGAAAUUGUCCCGAUACGACCCAUAGACUUUGUGCAGAACAAGCUUGUCAUCACAUAUUCCUUCGAUGAUGAUGACCUCGGAAACAGGGAGGACCCCAACUUUUUACCACCCGAAGAAGCUGCUCAACUUAGGACUCAAAACGAAGCAAAAACAGCCCUGCACGCUUCGCAGAUGCUCACAAACAGAUUUUGGAAGCUGUGGAAAGACAGCUAUUUGACGUCAUUACGGGAGCAGCAUCGAAAACAUCUACAUCAAGGGACGGAGAAUCCAAAUCAAAUAGGCCAAGUCGAGCUCAGAAUGCCACGGAAAAGUGACGAAGAGACCGGUAAACAAUCUCAUACCACUAGAAUUAUGGAUUCGGAUCCCGGCCACGAACACAUACCAACCCACGAAAACCGACCCACACCCACCGAACUUCCAAGCGAACCCUCAUCCGAAACCUCAGGGCGCCCCAAACGAAACCCCUCCAAACAGUACCCGUACAGCCCCGAAGAGUGCGAAAUCAACUCCAUUAGUAUAGACGAAAAAUCAGUUAUCCAGUCGAAUACGUCCAUUUUCAGGAUGCAGCAGGAGCAGCAACAUAUCGUUGAUUCUUUCCUGCACAGGUUUGCCGAACGCCGGUCGAUGUUUAACGAAGACGAAUUGAAACGACGAGAGUCGAAGACUUCUAAACUUCAGGACAAUGCCAGUCACUACGAACCCGUACCACAGAAAGCAAAGCCAUUACUUGACAAGAAGAACGAACUUUUAGCCACGAUAACUGUUCUGAAACAACGUUGGGAACAAGUUCAAGUCGUCUCUAGCCUCCUGUGGGAGGUGUACGAUAAACUGGCCGAAGACGAUCCCCUUAUUCUCUUCAGUCGACAAGCAUACGAACGAAGGCCAAGAGAGGGAGGACGUCUCAAUUCCAAAGAAGUCAACGGUAACGUCAUCCGCGAUCAUUUGAACAAACUCAAGAACACUCAAGGAAUACUGAAAUUUCUUACGAUUGAUCCAUUCUUGAAUCUAUAUAUCGAGAAAGACGAAGAAGAUCCAUAUGUGACCGAAGACGCAGAUAUCCACACGAAACUCGACGACAUCGAAAAACUUCUGCAAAGACUCAUCGAAGACACGAACACCACCAAGCAAUCUCCGGAUAUCGAAUCCAUUUUGCGAAAGCUACACAGAAUCGAAUCGAUGCUUCUGGAAGAAAAGGCAAAACGAACCGAAGAAACCACCACACAGCAAUUACUUCACAUCACAACGUUGAUAAAAAAAUCUCGAUAA
Cylicocyclus nassatus is the source of this 1326-nucleotide messenger RNA. Lineage: Eukaryota; Metazoa; Nematoda; Chromadorea; Rhabditida; Strongylidae. The record is from the annotation of a GenBank genome assembly.